GAGAAAGGGCGGAUUGGGAGAGGGAUGGUCUGAGGGCGGACCCUGGAGGGGAAGGUGAGGAGAAUCUCCACUGGGAGAGGAGGGUGUGGGGAGAGGAGUCAGGCGGGAAUUCAACGGGAGAAGCUAUGGGGAGGCGGACGAAAGCGGAGUGUCCUUCCAGUGAGGAGGGGAAAAGGAGACCCCCCCCCAAGCCAGUCACCAGGGCUGAGGGGAUCCCCUGGGUCCGCGAGACUGACAGGAAAUCCCUCCGGAGUAGCUGAGAGGGAGGAGAGCAGAGGAAAAGGGCCCCUCGCUCACGAACCCCCCAAGUCUGAAUCUGUGGGGGAAGCAGGGCUGCGUCCCAAGGAUUGAACGGGGACAAAACUCAGGGAAGGAACAAGAGGGAAGGAGCAGAAACCCAGGGAACAUUUGGCCCCCGUUUCUAGAAAGCGGAACAUCCGCCUUAAUUAUUAUUAUUAUUUCAUUUCUACCCCACCCAUCUGGGGGCAGGGCACUAAGCGGCUGUCUUGAGGGACUCUGAGCCGAGAAUCACAGAGAACUCUGCACAUGCCCUGGAUCACCCGGAUUCUGGGAGGGAAGGAGGACAGCCAGCCAGGGGGCUGUGCUCAGCUUGGGAAGGGUUAAAUGGAACAGAGCCGGAGUCCUAGAGAGGACAGGAAGUAGAGAAGCGGGGCGGGCUCUCCAGAGCAGAAUCCCCUCCCUCCGUGCCCAGUCCCGUCUUUUGUCUCUUGUCUCCUCCCCGCGCUGCCUCGGUUUCCCUCCGAGGUAAGAUACUUUACAUUUCUCCCUGUUAAAAUUCAUCUUGUUUGUUUUGGCCCAGUUCUCUAAUCUGUCAAGGUCGUUUUGAAGUGUGAUCCUGUCCUCUGGGGUGUUAGCCACCCCUCCCAGUUUAGUGUCAUCUGCAAAUUUGAUCAGGAUGCCCUUGAGUCCAUCAUCCAAGUCGUUGAUAAAGAUGUUGAAUAAGACCGGGCCCAAGACAGAACCCUGUGGCACCCCACUAGUCACUCUUCUCCAGGAUGAAGAGGAACCAUUGAUGAGCACCCUUUGGGAUCGGUCAGUCAGCCAGUUACAAAUCCACUGAGUGGUAGCAUAGUCAAGACCGCAUUUUACCAGCUUCUUUACAAGAAUAUCAUGGGGCACCUUGUCAAAUGCCUUGCUGAAAUCAAGGUAGGCUACAUCCACUGCGUGCCUUCAUCUACCAGGCUUGUAAUUCUGUCAAAAAACGAGAUCAGGUUAGUCUGACACGACUUAUUUUUCAGAAAUCCAUGCUGACUGUUGGUGAUCACAGCAUUCCUUUCUAGGUGCUCACAGACUGUUUGCUUAAUGAUCUGCUCCAGAAUCUUCCCUGGUAUUGAUGUCAGACUGACUGGGCGGUAAUUAUUUGGGUCCUCUCUUUUCCCCUUUUUGAAAAUAGGGACAACAUUUGCCCUCCUCCAGUCUGCCGGGACUUCGCCUGUUCUCCAGGAAUUCUCAAAGAUGACUGCCAGUGGUUCUGAGAUCACAUCUGCCAGUUCUUUUAAUACUCUUGGAUGCAGUUCACCUGGCCCUGGAGACUUGAAUACAUCUAAACUAGCCAAGUAUUCUUGUACUAUCUCCUUAGUUAUUCUGGGCUGUGUUUCCUCUGCUGAAUCAUUUGCUCCAAAUUCUUCAGGUCGGGCAUUGUUUUCUUUAUCGGAGAGACUGAGGCAAAGAAGGCAUUGAGGAGUUCAGCCCUUUCUGUGUCCCCUGUUUGCAUUUCACCAUCUUCUCCUCUGAGUGACCCCACUGUUUCUUUGUUCUUCUUUUUGCUACGAACAUACCUGUCAGAGCUGGCUCCAGGUCCCAGCUCACAGAGGACCAACGCUAGCCGGCAGUAAUGUGCAAAAGUCUUUAUUGAAGUACAGUUUCCAUUUUCAAGCCGGAGCGCCCCAGCUCUACGUCUAGGGGUUAGAUCGGCGAAGCUCCAUCUGAGUCUCCGCCCCCUGUACACCAGUUUAAGAUUCUAGCCUUACUCCACCUCUUACGUCUCUCCUUUCUCCUCUGGGUCCUGCUACCCCCCGGGGUCCCUUCCUUCCUGGAUUCUUCUGACGCUGACCCUCCUGACUCCUCCCCCUCUUUUCGGCGGGCUUUGGGACCUGGCUCCCUAUCCGGGCUGCCAACUGCGCCGCCCUCCUGUACAUUUGAACUUGGCGCGCGCGCCCAGCCUUCAACCUUCCUCUCGACCGUUUCCUCGCUCCCCGAUGGAGGCGUGGCCAAUCCUGACUCAUGUCCUCCCACUGGCAGUGCGCCGCCUGAGCCCGAGGCCAGGGACUCCUCCCCCCGACGGCACUCUGGUGUGGACGCUGGUCCUGAUUUCCAACUGCUGCUCUCUGAGUCCCCUCUGGCCCCUUCUUCCUGGGGUGUCCCCCUCGGCACCCCCCUUGCUCUGACCAAGGGAGCCCCUUUCUGUGAAUCUUCCGAUUCGCUGGAAAGACUCAGAGACCUCGGACCGCUGUCAUCGCUAACAUUUCCUUCGGACUCCUCCCCCUCGCUCUCUAUUUCCUCCCUUUCCUGUGCCUCUGCUCCUGAACCCCUGACAUCCAUCCCCCCCUCGAAGCCCCCCCAUCCCCCCACCCCUCCGUCAGGUGUGGGUACUGGGUGCUCCGUCGUUGUGGGGGUGAGUGCCGGAUACAGUUCGUCCCCCGUGGCGUGCAUCCAGCCGGAUAAGUCCGGCUCGUCCUCCGUGCUCUCGCCGACCUCAAUUUCCUCUGCUUCCAUCUCUUUGCCGCCGUGCUCGGGCCCAAGGUCCUCCCCCAACACGUCCAUGUCCGUCUCUCCCCGGUCUCCUCCGGGGCGUUGCCUGCCAAGGACCCCCCAACCACUUCCUGCGCCCCUGCUCCUCUGUUUGAUUGUCCCACCAAUAGGAAGGGUCUGAGGCAGACCCGAGGGUGAUCCCUCCGGGGAACGUGUUUCUAGUGCCGGUUCCUCGUCCGAGGUGAACCCCUGGAAUGUGCUAGCUGAAAAUGUGGGUGUGAAAAGCCAGUCGUCGAAAUACUCGGCUGGCAUGGGCCUGUGUGGGAAAAGGGCAUGGAACUCGUCCUUAAGCCAAGAUUCCUCCAGAGCAUAAUCUGGCACCCAACUGUUGGCGCUAGCCGAGGUACCUUCCUUGGCGAGGAGGUAUUCCACUCCCUCCUCGCCCAUCUCGAGUCUAAAAUCUCUGUGACUUCGUUGACGGGUUCCCGCCUUGGCGACCCCCCCCUUGUGGGCGUUUCCCUGAACGGGUCUGGUGCCGUUCCUGGCUCCUGAAAUCUAUGAGGUGCUUUGUAGGGCGUGAGCACUGAUCUAUGGAAAACUGGGUGCAUUCUGGAUCCCUCCGGCAGUGUCAACCGGAAGGCCACUGGAUUGACCUGUGCCUCGACUUGGUAGGGUCCUAGCUGCUUAUGCCCUAGCUUCUUCUUCGCUAACGAUCUGGCCGGCACUGCCUGGGCUGCUAACCAAACCCAGUCUCCCACCUGUAUGUCUUCCCCAACCCUUCUGUGCUUGUCAGCCUGCAGUUUGUAUGCGUGCUUUGCUAGUUCUAACUGCCUCCGAAGCUGUUCGUGAACCUCCUGCAACUCUGAUGCUAAGGCUUCCGCUGCCUGUGGCUCCCCCUCCCCCUCUCUCGCUAAUCCCGGGAAGGUUCUGGGAUGCCUCCCGUUGUUGGCGAAGAACGGUGUCACCCUCGUGGACACGUUCUUCGUGUUGUUGUAGGCGAACUCAGCGGCGGCAGGUAGUCCACCCAUGUUGCCGGCUGCUGAUUUGCGUAGCAUCUCAGGUACUGCUGCAUGAUGGCGUUGACUCGCUCCGCUUGUCCGUUCGUCUGCGGGUGUCUCGCCGGCGCUAGGUUGAUCUUGACGUUCAGGAAACCCAUCAGCUUCUGCCAGAAGUUCGAGAUGAACUGUCGCCCCCGGUCGGACAGGAUGGGGCGUGGCAGACCGUGAACCCUGAACACGUGGUCUAUGAACAGUUUGGCGGUCUGUUCCGCCGUGGCCACCUUCGCGCACGGAAUGAAGUGGGCCAUUUUGGUGAACAUGUCCACCACCACUAGCACUGCCGUCUUGCCCCUCGAGCUGGGUAGAUCCGUGACAAAGUCCAGGGCCACCCUCUCCCACGGUUCGAUCGGUGUCUGCAGCGGUUCGAGCAGUCCCGCCGGCGGUUUGUGCACUGACUUGGCCCUUUGGCAGGUGUCGCACCUCGAGGCGUAAUCCGCGACUUCCCCCGCAUCUUGGGCCACCAAAAAUCUCUGGCUACUAAUUCUACCGUCUUCUCUUUGCCAAAGUGCCCGGCGGUGGGUGCGUCGUGCAACUGCUGCAGUACUUUCGCGCGGAGGUCGUCUCCCGGUACGUAGAGGGCCCCUCUGCGGAUGAGCAAUCCGUCGCGUAUCUGGAACUCGUCGUCCUCCGCCGUGCCCCUUUGCACCUCUGCCAUCUUUGCUUGCGCGAAGGGGUCCUCCUGCAGUGCUCGGCGUACAGCAUCCAGGUCCACGGUUGCUGAAGCGCACGCCCACGCUUUCGGUGCGAAAAUGUGCUUGGCCGCUGCUGGUGCCGCCUCCUCGAGGUAUUGCGGCUUUCUGGACAGUGCAUCCGCCAUGAUGUUGUUGUCGCCUGGGAUGUACUCUAUCCUGAAGUCGAAAUCCGCAAAGAACUCCGCCCAUCGUAUGUGCCUCUGGUUCAGGAACCUUGCCGUGCGCCAGUACUCCAGGUUUUUAUGGUCCGUGCGGACCUGCACUGUGUGUUUGGCUCCAAUGAGGAAGUGCCGCCACGCCUUGAAUGCUGCAUGAAUGGCCAGCAACUCCCUGUCCCAGAUGGUGUAGUUCUGCUCUGACUUGCUGAGCUUCCUGGAGUAGAAGGCACACGGUCUCCAGUCCCCAUGCGGGUCUUGCUGCAACAGUACUGCUCCCACGGCUCUGUCUGAGGCGUCCGUUUCAACCCUCAUCGGUCUGCUGGGAUUCACAUGCAGUAGCUGCUCUUCGGACGAGAAGAGACGGCUUGAGUUUCUGAAAGGACUGUUCCGCUUGCUCCGUCCAGAUGAACUUCUUCUUCUUGGAGCUGAGUGUGUCGGUAAUGGCUGCCGUCUGCAUCGCGAACCCCUUGAUGAACUUGCGGUAAAAGUUGGCGAAACCGACAAACCGUUGGACCUCCUUCCGAUUGCGCGGGCUCUUCCAGUCCAACACUGAGCGAACCUUGGCGCUGUCCAUGGCGAGCCCCUUGUCCGACAACUUGUAGCCCAGGAAAUCUACUUCCUUCAUGUCGAACUGGCACUUUUCCAGCUUGGCGUACAGCCUGUGCUCCUGCAGUCUCUGCAGAACUUCCUUGACGUCUCCCUCGUGGGCCUCCUCUGAUUCUGAAAAUAUCAGGAUGUCGUCCAGGAAGCAGACGCAUUUCUUGUAGAGGAGACCCGCCAAUACGUGAUGCAUGAAGGCUUGAAAACAGUGGGAGCCAUUUUGUAAUCCAAAGGGCAUAACUCUGUAUUCAUAGGUGCCCAGGGCGUGAACAUGGCAGUCUUCCAUUCGUCGCCCUCCCGCAUGCGAAUCAGGUUGUACGCCCCUCGCAGAUCCAACUUUGUGAAAACGCGUCCUUUCCUCACCGUUGCGAGCAGGUCAUCUAUCUUGGGCAUGGGAAAGGCUGUGGGCUUGGUUUUUGAGUUCAAAAUUCUAUAGUCCACCACAAGCCUUUUUUGGGGCGUGUCCUUCUUCUUCACAAAGAAUACAGGACUGCCCCCCACUGCCUUCGACUCCCGGAUGAAACCGCGCUUCAAGUUGAGGUCUAUGAACUCCCUGAGUUCCUGCAGCUCGUCUUCGGACAUGGAAUACAGUUUCCCGGUUGGCAGCGUCGCCCCUGGCAGGUCAAUCUUGCAGUCAUAAGACCUGUGGGGGAGGUAGCUUGUCCGCUUCCUUCUGCAGAAAACCUCCAAAAACGCUGCGUACUUGAGUGGCACUGCUUGCAGCGUGCCUAAUUGUAGCUGCGGGUCAUCCUCUUCCCCUUCCGGGCUAGGCAGAAUGCAAUGUUCCGCACAGUAUGAGGAGCCGAAGGUCAGUUGUCGCUGGUACCACGCCAAUGCUGGGCUGUGCCUGUGCAGCCAACUCAUGCCUAAUACUAUAGGCGUGUCCGACAGUUGGGUGACAUUGAAGCUGAUGACUUCUCGGUGAUUCCCAAUUUGCAUCACCAUCGGGGCGUUUGCUGCACCGCCUGCCCCCAGCAAUUCCCUGCCAUCCACCGUGACAACUUUCAGAGGCAGCGUGGCUGGCAGGAGUGCUAUGUUGUGCUCUUGAAGGAAAUCCAGUCCUAUGAAGUCUGCGUUACUACCAGAGUCAAUGGUAAUCGGCACUUCCAUAGUGAGUCCAUUGGGUAGUUGGAGCGAUGCUGUGAGCUGCACCACUGGUUUGGGCGGGAGGGGUCUGUGGGCUGCAAAAUCUCUGGGGACGGCUUCAUUGACUUGUCUGGUUGGGCCCCAGUGCCUCUUCCUCCAACCAGACUCUGUCGUUUCCCUGCUGUGUUUCUCUCUGCUGAGUUGCUUCUGUUACUGUUGCUGAGGCUGCAGUGUGCUUGUGGAGCCUCUGGGGACACUCUUUCGCCAUGUGCUGAGCACUGUCGCAGAUGUAGCACUUCCUGUUCCCUCUAGGAGGCUUCGCUUUGACUGCUCCCGGUGUUAAGGCUCUGGUUGUUGACUGAGCCCUGGCGCCUCCAAUCUCCAUCGGUUGCUCUCCCCCUCCUUGCGGAGGUGGGGAUUGCACACGCGCUGUAUCCUUGGGAAAGAGGGGGGUGCUCUCACUGGCGUACGUCCCCAACGUCCUUCUUCUCUGUUCCAUGGACGUUCUUCCAGACGCACCCCAAUUUGCAGCGCCCGCCGGACAACCUCCUGAGUGCUCUUUGGUCUCUCCCCCCUUGCAAUCUCAUCUUUCACAUUUGCAUUCAAGCCUUCCCAAAAAAGGUCUCUGACUGGGGCAGAAUCCUUCUCCCAUCCCAGCGCAUGGACUAAUGCAAAAAAGCGGGAAUGGUACUGCCUUACACUGGCUCUGCCUUGUUUGAGCCCAUGUAUGUCUUUUCUGGCGAUAUCAAUGUCUAUAUUUGAUAAAAAACACGAAUCCAUCGCUUUAAUGAAUGCAUCCGCAUUUUGGAGCGCCGGAUCCUUAUCUCUCCACAGAUUGCGCAGCCACGCUUUAGCUUCCCCAUGCAAAUGGGACAAGAUAAACCCACCUUCUCUUGCUCAUCUCUAAAGUCUUUAUCCAGCAGUUCCAGCGCAAACAGCACGUCUGCUCGGAAGUUAGGGUACUGCUGCAAAUUCCCAUCGAAAUGAGAUACCAGGCUGCCUCCUCUUUUCCCCAGCCCAAUCCCCUCUGAUUUGGGUCCCGGUUGCCCCUGCUUAGCAAGCACUUCCAACCUGGCUUGGAGAUCCCUGCAGGCGGCAGCCGCUUCCUCUUCCCUUUUCCUGGAUGCGAGUACCUCCGCGUUGAGUUGUGUCACUGCAUUUUGCAGGGCUGCUAGUUGCUGUUCUGUAGUCAUCUUGCCUGACUUUUGUGAGCUCGCAAAGCACCAAUCUUCUUCCCUCGCUGCGUCCACUCACGUUACGAGGUUUUUGGUGCAAAACUUUAAGAGAUGGAGCUUACUGUCAGAGCUGGCUCCAGGUCCCAGCUCACAGAGGACCAACGCUAGCCGGCAGUAAUGUGCAAAAGUCUUUAUUGAAGUACAGUUUCCAUUUUCAAGCCGGAGCGCCCCAGCUCUACGUCUAGGGGUUAGAUCGGCGAAGCUCCAUCUGAGUCUCCGCCCCCUGUACACCAGUUUAAGAUUCUAGCCUUACUCCACCUCUUACGUCUCUCCUUUCUCCUCUGGGUCCUGCUACCCCCCGGGGUCCCUUCCUUCCUGGAUUCUUCUGGCGCUGACCCUCCUGACUCCUCCCCCUCUUUUCGGCGGGCUUUGGGACCUGGCUCCCUAUCCGGGCUGCCAACUGCGCCGCCCUCCUGUACAUUUGAACUUGGCGCGCGCGCCCAGCCUUCAACCUUCCUCUCGACCGUUUCCUCGCUCCCCGAUGGAGGCGUGGCCAAUCCUGACUCAUGUCCUCCCACUGGCAGUGCGCCGCCUGAUCCCGAUGCCUGGGACUCCUCCCCCCUACUGCACUCUGGUGUGGACGCUGGUCCUGAUUUCCAACUGCUGCUCUCUGAGUCCCCUCUGGCCCCUUCUUCCUGGGGUGUCCCCCUCGGCAACCCCCUUGCUCUGACCAAGGGAGCCCCUUUCUGUGAAUCUUCCGAUUCGCUGGAAAGACUCAGAGACCUCGGACCGCUGUCAUCGCUAACAUUUCCUUCGGACUCCUCCCCCUCGCUCUCUAUUUCCUCCCUUUCCUGUGCCUCUGCUCCUGAACCCCUGACAAUACCCAUAAAAGCCUUUUUUGUUGCUUUUAACCUCUCUAGCAAGCCUGAGUUCAUUCUGUGCUUUAGCUUUUCUGACUUUGUGUCUACACGUGCUAGCUAUUUGUUUGAAUUCCUCUUCGGUGGUUUCCCCCCUUUCCCAUUUUUUGUACACAUCCUUUUUUAAUCUUAACUCAGUUAAAAGUUCUUUAGAUAGCCACCCUGGCUUCUUUAGGCACCUUCCAUGUUUCCGUCUCAUUGGUAUUGCCUGACGUUGUGCUUUUAGUAUCUCCCUCUUAACAAACUCCCAGCCAUCAUGAACUCCCUUUCCUUUUAGUAUUACUGUCCAUGGGAUCUCACCCAGCACUUCCCUAAGUUUUAUGAAAUCGGCUUUCUUAAAGUCAAGAAAUUGAGCCCUAGUAUGCUUGGCUGCUCCUUUCCGCUGUAUAGUAAACUUCAGAAGAGCAUGAUCACUCGCGCCUAAUGAUCCUUCCACUUCUACCCCACUAACCUGGUCAUCAACAUUGGUUAGGACCAGAUCUAAAAUGGCUGUUCCUCUUGUUGCUUCUCCCACUUUCUGGACAAUGAAGUUGUCUGCAAGGCCAGUGAGGAAUCUGUUUGACCUUAUGCUCUUGGCUGAGUUUGACAUCCAACAAAUAUCCGGGUAAUUGAAGUCCCCCAUUACUACUAUCUCCCUUCCUUUUGCAUGCUUGGCCAUCUGUUCCAGGAAGGCAUCAUCUAUGUCCUCCGUUUGGCUUGGGGAUCUAUAGUAAACUCCCACAAUGAGGUCACUGUUAUUCUUCGCUCCUUAAUUUUGACCCAAAUGCUCUCACUUUGGCUUUGAGGUUCUAAAUCUUGGAUCUCUUCACAGGUAUACACAUCCCUGACAUAGAACGCCACUCCUCCUCCUUUCUUGUCUGGUCUGUUUCUCUGAAAUAGAUUGUAUCCCCCCAUUAUUACAUUCCAAUCGUGGGACUUAUCCCACUAGGUUUCAGUGAUACUCCCCACCUUCUGGGACAAAAUAGGGAUUAUCAUUCAUUGUGUGGCUCCUACUACUAACAGGGGACAUUGGUGCUAUCUCAAAAUAGACUAGUUCUAUCAAGCUACCCAAAGAUUUGAGAAUUUUGUCACAAGAGGAGCGUAAAGCUCACCUCUGGAGUUUUUGGAGGAUAUACAUGUCUGGUGUUCUUAAUAUUUAGGACAUGUGGAAGAUCUAUGCUUUGAUUGCUUCCGUGCCAGGGUGGGGGCCACAUUUUGGGACUGGAGACUUGCGAAGAUGGUGUAUAAGCACAGACAAUAUCUAAGGAGGAGGGGUGUAUUAGUUUCCUGAUAUUUCUAAAAUGUGGCAUCACCGGCUCCUCUGCUUGCACAUACAGAUUGGGUCCCCAUGCAACUCCUGACAGGCGGAUACGGCCACAACAUCUGUCUGGCUUGUGAUGAGAGAGCUCAGAGAUUGUGAACAGGGCUCUCCAUACAAAGCACCUAGCAUGGGGGCACCUACAUGUAAUAUCUACUCUGCUCUUUUCUGCCCAUGCUCUGGGGUUGCAGUUUUCAACACUUGGGGACAGGACGGUGACUGGUUUUUGUACCAAGUUCUGUCAGUUAUCCCCACUGAGUCCAAUGGGAUCUAUUCUUAGGCCACUACUGUGCAGACCAUGCCAGGCUUGCAAGUGGGGUGAGGAGCAUACAGAAGAAAUUGGAAUCACUGGAGAUGUUUAGAAAUGGGGCUUCUCUUGGGAAGGGGCUGCCCCAUUUGUGCUUCUUCAGGGGCAGGAGAUUAUCUAGGGCAAGAAAAUCCCUGCAGGGCCUCUGAGGCUCCCUUUGCUUCUUCCUCUCUCCCAGGACCCUGCAGCUUGUUGUGGCUUCUCGACUCCUCAGGAAGGAUGAAAGAGACGGAUCCUGCAAAGCUCGUAAGGAUGGAAGGCGGAAGAUGGAUGGUUGACCUGGUCAGGUUGUCUCCUGCAUCCCUUCGAACAACCUCUGAGCGUUCCCUCCCAGGGACCUCCGAGAGAUCUGGUGAGUUCCAGGGGAGUGGAGAUGGAGACAUGGAUGGAUGGAGCCGGAGAGGUAUUGGCGCUUGCUCGGGGGGGCACCAUUUCAGGCUCCUCCACCUGCCUGCCUGCGCCUUUGUCAUCUGCAGGCAAUUUGAGCUAGGAAUACAUCACAGCUCCCCGACCACCGCAAUGUAUUGGCAGCUCAAAAUGUCUAUAACCAGCACCAUGAUUGAAUGCUCUACCAAUGUCAGACAACUUACCGAUCCUUCAGGCAGCACUAGAAGCCAUGACUCUUGAAAGUAACCUGAUCCUGGGCUUCCAAUUUGUCUGCGAAGGGAAAUGGCGAGGCGGUGUGAGUCGUCUGUCUAAAAGACAACCCUUACCGGGGCUUUUGAGCAGUGGGGGUGAGUGCCAGGGUUAGACACUCCCCCAAAAAGCUCCAAGGGUAGUGGGGUGUCGAGGGGACCAGCCGGGCAUGAAGAGGCUUGCCGCGAUUGCUGGAGCCCCAACGCUGCAUUGGCAGUGAGUGGAGGGUGUGUGUAUGUGUGAGACAGCGGCUUGAGCCUGCCCGUGGCUCCAGCACAGGUCAGAAACCUGAAACCACAAAUCGCCACCUGAAGCAGCAGACUUUCAAAGGAAAAAAGGUAUUGUCAAUUAUUAUGGGCUUUUCAAAAUAAAAAGGAUUGGAUUUAAUUUAGAUUUGGCAAAGACGGAAUCUAAACAGGAAGUCAACUUCCGUCUUUUGAAGGGAAGAUUUUGCGGUACAGACUUGUGUAUGGGAAAAAAACUUUGGAGACACAUCAGUCUUUAGAUACUUUUAAAACUGUACUUUGUUACUUUGCUACCUAUUAACACUAUGUACUCUAGAUACAAGAAGAAACUGUAGCUCUUUGUUCUUUGAUUCCUUAAAAGGAAGAUACAGGAAGCGAUUGGAGUACUCUCAGUUUUUUUUGAAUGGGGAUGCAGAUUUUAUGAAUGAAAGCACUGAAAGGCUUGAAAACAUUGCAAAUUCUUUUUUAAAAAACCUCUAAAAAGGACCCUGGAUCUUGGCAAGUCCUACCAAAGCUUGGCAGGAGGACACUUUUCCAUAACUGGGAGGUAAUCCCAGGGAGGGGAAGUCCCUGGUAAGAGCCUUAGUAGGAGAAAGCGGGGACGGGGGGCCUGUAUUGGAAUAAAAAUUGAGUCAAAUAGCAUAUAUACCGUAGAUUCCAGCGUAUUAGGCGACUGGGCUUACUAGACGACCCGCCAAAUUGGCAGCUGCAAUUUGGGGGUUCGUCUUAUAAGCACAGUUGUCUAACACGCUGGGCAGCAACAGGGGGCGGGCUCAGCUCCGCGCCGGGAGAAAGCCGCCCAGCAAGGAGCUCAGCCUCCUGCUCACUGCUGCUGCUUCAGAUGCAGCAACAGGGGCACGCUCAGCUCCACACCGGGGGAAAGCCGUCCGCUCUGCUCCGCGCCACCCAUACCUGGCGUAUAAGGCGACCCCUGACUUGUGGAGAUUUUCCGGGGUUCAAAUGUCGCCUUAUUUACUGGAAUCUACAGUAUAUUGGAUUACGAUUACCAUUUGGAUUACAAAUCUACUUUGAAUUAUAAAUACGUCUGGGGAAAUUUUGGACUCACAGUGGAAAUAUUUUGGAUUACAAGACACAUUGUGGAUUAUAAUAUAACUAGAAGCUUGGCAAGUGCUAAUCAUCAUCAAGGAGACAAUGUAACAGUGAGUUUGAACAAUGGUAACUAUUAGACUUUUGUUGUGGCCUGCUUUUUUAUUCUUUUUUUUUGUAGGUGGUAUAUAAAGUUGAUAUUGCCCACUUUUCUCUCUCUCUUUUGGAUAUUGUGGAACUUUUAUAAUUCUGUAAGUUUGAAAGUGUUGUUACAGUUUGGUUUAAAAGGGUGUGGGAAUUGGAUUGAUGGGAGAACAGUUGUAUACAAGGCAAGAGUGAGAAAAAGACAGGAGGGCUGAAGGAAGUAUCAAACCUGACAUCAAUUCUAAGAGGAGCAGGAAUAAAUUAUAAAUGGGAAUUCCUGGAGGGAGUUUCCUUUACUUAUAGGAGAAAGAGAUUCAGAUUAAUGCUAGAGAGUCAGGUACAGGAAUUUCUGGAUAAACAUGGCAAAGACCCAGAGUUUCAAAGCUCAGGGAGAGACUUCAGAACCCCCUUUGAGAUGCAAAGAGAUGAACUGGAAAAGACUGAAAGAACAGGGCAAAAAAGCAAAUCUUUUUUAAAUGAAUCAGAUCAUGGCAAAUCUUAAAUUACUAACCUGGCAUGUCAAUGGCCUUAACAAUAAUAUUAAAAGGAACAGGGUGUGGCAUGAAGUUUUAAAACGGAAUUUGGAUAUAAUUUGCCUACAGGAGACUCAUGUUGCAAGAAAGCAUGAGGAAAUCUUGAGUAAUAAGAAUUAGGGAGCCAAUUUAUUGCAUCAGAUGUUUCCAAAAAACGUCGAAUUGUUUUGCACAUAAAACCUGCACUUGAACCACAAUUAAUUCAAAAGGAUGAGAAAGGGAGAAAAUUAAUGGUACAAAUUAAAGUUGAGGGAGAAAAAAAAUUUGGUAGGGAUAUAUACACCAAAUGAAAAUAAAUUAAAAAAAUUCAAGAUUUAGAAACAGAAUUGCUAGAAUUUGCAGAUGAGAAAAUAAUAGUGCUGGGAGAUCUUAAUGGCGUCCCAUCACUAGAGAAAGACAGAACGAUAGGAAGAAAGACACGAAAGAAGGUAGACUUCCCAAAACUUUUUUUGAAAUGACAGAAAAUGUAAAAUUGAUAGAUAUUUGGAGAAUUAAGCAUCCAUUUGAAAAACAGUUCACUUUUUUCUCUCAUGUUUAUGGAAGCAGUGCCCGACUGGAUGCGGUUUGGGUCUCUAAGGAAUUAGAGUCAAGAAUCAAAAAAUUGAAAUAGAUCCAAGAACAAUGUCAGACCAUGAUUCUAUAGUCAUGGAAAUACAGAAAGACUUUCGGUGGAGACUGAAUGAAGAAAUAUUGGAUGAUAAAAUCUUUCUGGAAAGGACAGAAAAGACAAUAAGUGAAUAUUUUGAACAAAAUUUGAAUAAUGAGACCAAACUCCAAACAGUCUGGGACACAAGCAAAGCGGUAAUGAGAGGCCUAUUCAUUCAAGAAAAUUAAGGUAAAAGAGAAGAAAAACAAAGAGAUUUUACAUAAAAUAGAAGAAAAAGAAAAAGAAUUAAUAAAAACAUUAAAUAAAGAAAUAGUAAAGCAGGAAAUAAAAUUAUUACAAUCACAAUAUUCAAUGGUAAUCAAUGAGGAAAUAGCAUGGAAAAUAAAAAACAAAAAGUCCAGUCGUGAACGACUCUAGGGUUGCUUUAUUGGCCAAGAGAGCCGACGUUUGUCCGCAGACAGUUUUUCCAGGUCAUGUGGCCAGCAUGACUAGGCUGCUUCUGGCAAAACCAGAGCAGUGCACGGAAACGCCAUUUAUCUUCCUGCCAUUUAUCUACUUGCACUUUGACGUGCUUUUGAACUGCUAGGUUGGCAGGAGCUGGGACCGAGCAAUGGGAGCUCACCCCGUCGUGGGGAUUCGAACCACUGACCUUUCGAUCGGCAAGCCCUAGGCUCAUUGGUUUAGACCACAGUGCCACCUGUGUCCUGAUAGGUCCUUGUAAAACCUUUAGGAAAAAAUCUAGCAGAGAGUCUGUGGGUUUUGAUAAACAAGAAAUGGCAAUUGGUGUUAGACUAGUUGAUAGACUAGUUCUAUCAAGCUACCCUAAGCCUUUGGGAAUCUUGUCACAAGAGGAGCAUAAAGCUCACAUCUGGAGUUUUUGGAGAGUAUACAUGCCUGGUGUUCUUAAGAACACUACAGAUUUAGAACAUGUGGAAGAUCUAUACUUGGAUGGCUUCCAUGCCAGGGUGGGGGCCACAUUUUGAGACUGGAGACUUGCGAAGAUGGUGUAUAAGCACAGACGAUAUCAUAGGAGGAGGGGUGUAUUAGUUUCCUGAUAUUUCAAAAAUGUAGCAUCACUAGCUCCUCUGCUUCCACAUACAGAUUUGGUCCCCUUGCAACCCCUGACAGAGGCCAAUGUUAGAUUUCUGUUUAUGCCACUGUGCAGUUUCUGGAGUCACAAGUCUCUGUUUAUAUUCCAGACUGUUGGAAGUCUCACGGGAGAUGGAUGUUGAUGUUUCUGGUUUCCUGUUUCUUUGUCCCAGUUGGUUCUGUGCUCUCACAGCGAGAGGAUGUAUAUUCUUUUUUGUCUGUGUAGUUAGAAAUAAAACGUAGCAAUGUAGCUCAUAUAUUUCUCGUCCUUCUGCUGCUGUUUGUACACUCUGAGCACUGGGAACGUGCCUGGAGCCUCAUCAAAGGCUUAGGUCGUUAAUCACGUCGGAGGAGGAGAUUCCAAAAACUCGAGCUGGAAGAGUAACUCAGUCAAACGGAAUUCCAACAGCAGACACAGCCACAACAUCUGCCUGGCUUGUGAUGAGAGAGCUCAAAGAUUGUGAACAGGGUUCUCCAUACAAAGCACCUAGCAUGGGGGCACCUGCAUGUAAUAUCUACUCUGCUCUUUUCUGCCCAUGCUCUGGGGUUGCAGUUUUCAGGCUUGGAGACAGGACGGUGACUGGUUUUUGUACCAAGUUCUGUCAAUUAUCCCCAAUGCGUUCAAUGGGAUCUACUCUGAGGUCACUACUGUGUAGACCAUGCCAAGCUUACAAGUGGGGUGAGGAGCAUACAGAAGAAAUUGGAAUCACUGGAGAUGUUUAGAAAUGGGGCUUCUCUUGGGAAGGGGCUGCCCCAUUUGUGCUUCUUCAGGGGCAGGAGAUUAUCUAGGGCAAGAGAAUCCCUGCAGGACCUAUGAGGCUCCCUUUGCUUCUUCCUGUCUCCCAGGCCCCUGAAGCUUGUUUUUGCUUUUUGAUUGCUCAGGAAGGAUGAAAGAGACGGAUCCUGCAAAGCUCAUAAGGAUGGAAGGGGGAAGAUGGAUGGUUGACCUGGUCAGGUUGUCUCCUGCAUCCCUUCGGACAACCUCUGAGUGUUCCCUCCCAGGGACCUCCGAGAGAUCUGGCGAGUUCCAGGGGAGUGGAGAUGGGGACAUGGAUGGAACCGGAGAGGUAUUGGGGCUUGCUCAGGGGGCACCAUUUCGGGCUCUUCCACCUGCCUGUCUGCACCUUUUACAUCUGCAGGCAAUUUGAGCUAGGAAUACAUCACAGCUCCCCGACCACCAUGAUGUAUCGGCAGCUCAAAAUGUCUAUAACCUGUACCGUGAUUGAAUGCCCUACCAACGUCAGACAACUUACCAAUCCUUCAGGCAGCACUAGAAGUCAUGACUCUUGAAAGUAACCUGAUUCUGGGCUUCCGAUUUGUCUGCGAAGGGAAAUGGCGAGGCAGUGCGAGUCGUCCGUCUAAAAGACGACUGUUACCGGGGCUUUUGAGCAGUGGGGGUGAGUGCCAGGGUUAGACACCCCCCAAAAAAGCCCCAAGGGUAGUGGGGUGUCGGGACCUGCCGGGUGUGAAGAGGCUUGCUGUGAUUGCCAGAGCCCUGACGCUGUAUUGGCAGGUCAGCAACCACACUACCUGGGGUGUACGAGGCAUCCAUAUCUUUCUGGUAUAAUUCCUCUGUGUAUUCUUGCCACCUCUUCUUCAUGUCUUCUGCUUCUGUUAGGUCCUUACCACUUUUGUCUUUUAUUAUGGUAAUCUUUGUACGAAAUGUUCCUUUCAUAUCUCCAAUUUUCUUGAACAGACCUCUGGUUUUUCCCAUUCUAUUGUUUUCCUCUAUUUCUUUGCAUUGCUCGUUUAAGAAGGCCUUCUUGUCUCUCCUUGCUAUUUUUUUGAAAUCUGCAUUCAAUUUCCUGUAUUUUUCACUAUCUCCCUCGCAUUUUGCUUGCCUUCUCUCCCCCGCUAUUUGUAAGACCUUGUUGGGCAACCACUUUGCUUUCUUGCAUUUCCUUUUCAUUGGGAUGGUUUUUGUUGCUGCCUCCUGUAUAAUGUUACGAGCCUCCAUCCAUAGUUCUUCAGGCACUCUGUCCACCAAAUCUAAAUCCUUAAACCUGUUCCUCACUUCCACUGUGUAUUCAUAAGGAUUUGAUUUAGAUUGUAUCUUACCGGCCCAGUGGUUUUCCUACUUUCUUAAGUUUAAGCUUGAAUUUUGCUAUAAGAAGCUGAUGAUCUGAGCCGCAGUCAGCUCCAGGUCUUGUUUUUGCUGACUGUAUAGAGCUUCUCCAUCUUUGGCUGCAGAGAAUAUAAUCAAUCUGAUUUCGAUGCUGCUCAUCUGGUGAUGUCGAUGUGUAGAGUCAUCUCUUGUGUUGUUGGAAAAAGCGUUUGUGAUGACGAGCUUGUUCUCUUGGCAGAACUCUAUUAGCCUUUGCCCUGCUUUGUUUGGAACUCUAAGGACAAACUUGCCAGUUGUUCCUUUUAUCUCUUGAUUCCCUACUUUAGCAUUCCAAUCCCCUAUAAUGAGAAGAACAUCCUUCUUUGGUGUCAUUUCUAUAAGGUGUUGUAAGUCUUCAUAGAAUUGGUCAAUUUCAGUUUCUUCAGCACCAGUGGUUGGUGCAUAAACCUGGAUUACUAUGAUGUUAAAAGGUCUGCCUUAGAUUUGUAUCGAGAUCAUUCUAUCAUUUUUGAGAUUGCAUCUCAGUACAGCUUUCGCCACUCUUUUAUUGACCAUUUCUUUUACGGGAUUCUUGCCCACAGUAGUAGAUAUGAUGGUCAUCCGAACUGAAUUCGCCCAUUCCUGUCCAUUUUUGUUCACUGAUGCCCAGGAUGUCAAUAUUUAUUCUUGCCAUCUCAUUUUUGACCACAUCCAACUUACCAAGGUUCACGGUUCUUACAUUCCAGGUUCCUAUGCAAUAUUUUUCUUUACAGCACUGGACUUUCCUUUCGCUUCCAGGCAUAUCCGCAACUGAGCGACCUUUCGGCUUUGGCCCAGCCGCUUCAUCAGCUCUGAAUAUACUUGUACUUGUCCUCCGCUCUUCCUCAGUAGCAUGUUGGACGCCUUCCGACCUAAGGGGCUCAUCUUCCAGCGUCAUAACUUUUAUAUGCCUGUUGUCUUUCUCCAUGGAGUUUUCUUGGCAGGGAUACUCGAGUGGCUUGCCGGUUCCUGCUCCAGGUGGAUCACGUUUCGUCAAAACUCUCCACUAUGACCUGUCCAUCUUGGGUGGCCCUGCACGGCAUAGCUCAUAGCUUCUCUGAGUUAUUCAAGCCCCUUCGCCACGGCAAGACAGUGAUCCAUGAAGGGGGGAAUAACUUUUUAUUUGCUUUUAAAAACAAGGAUCAUAGGACUAAUAUACAAAUAUGUAGACCAAGUAUCUAUAGCAUAUGGUUCACCAUUAGUGGUCAGUGUAUGAGUUCUGGGUUCCUGAAUCGGUUUAAAUUGAUAGAAAAAUAGGGAAACAGGAGAGAACAAAGAACAUUCAAUAUGGCAUAGCCGAAUGCCUAGUUAGGAGCUCUUGCGGCAGUUGUGUUUAGAUCAAGUGUGAGUUAGUCACUUUUCAUCUUUUGUCACCAAUGAAACAAUACAGAGUUAGUCUACUCUUGAAAAUGGGAGUGGGGUUCAAACUGAAGAAAGUGAUAUAAAUUAAAAUUUAGACCAAAUUUAGAUUUAGGCAACAGCUGGUGGGGAGUGUGCUGGUGAAGAUGUUGCUGUUUGUUUCACAGACAAUUUGCUGGAUCUUGACCAGAGAGCUCUGCAUAAGGAAGUCAAGGAGGAGAAUCGUGGGGUCAUGGACCCUCUUGGUAACGCUUCCUGUUGGAUCAUAAUAUCUGUUCUGAAAUUAAGCAAGUAACUUCGAAAGUCCAUACAUACCUCUAUGUGAUGAACCUUCACUAUUUAGAUGGAGACCAACAGCAUUCGGGAUUCUAACAUCCCCACCCAUGAACCCUGAAUGGAGGGAUAUCCACUGUUUUCUCUGCAAUUUUUUUCCUUCUAGUCAUGCCUUUUAAAGCAAUGACCAGGUUGUCUGAACUGCCCAGGCCUUCUUAAAUGUCAGCCUCAGAGCUUUAAGGGAAAUUGGAGAUGGAGUGGAUUCCAGGAUUGAGCCAACCAAAAUCUAUCCCAGAUAAAAACCAAGCAAUAUGUCAGUUAAUACCAGCCAACAGUGAAAACUAUAGUAAGGGCUCUCUUCAGUUCCUCCUCUAUCACAAGCAUUCAUUAACUUUGUUCUUCCUGAGGCUCUAAUUAGCUUCUCUCUUCAUUGCAGGUGGUGAUGAAUUGGAAGGGAAGAACAAGGGGGACCACAACAGAAUUCACAUAGCAGAGAAGUCAGAUAAAUAUACAAAGUGCGGAGAGAACAUCUGCCAGAGCCCCCAGUCCACCUCACAUCAAGGAAAGAGCUUUGUUCGGAGGGAUAGAAUCUCUUCACAUGAAAGAACUAACAGCGGAGAGAAAUUGUAUCAGUGCAGAGAAUGUGGGAAGAGCUUCAGUCACCGUCAGAAUCUCACUUGCCAUCAAAGAAUUCAUACAGGGGAGAAACCCUAUCAGUGCUUGGAAUGUGGAAAUAACUUCAGUCGGAAGGAACAUCUCACUUCCCAUCAAAGAAUUCAUACAGGGCAGAAACCCUAUGAGUGUUUAAAGUGUGGAAAGAGCUUCAAUCGGAAAGAUGGUCUCACUUCCCAUCAAAGAAUUCAUACAGGGGAGAAACCCUUUCAAUGCCUUGAGUGUGGAAAGAGCUUUCGUCACAGUUCCGGUCUCACUUCCCAUCAAAGAAUUCAUACAGGGGAGAAACCUUUUCAAUGCCUUGAGUGUGGAAAGAGCUUCAGUCAAAGUUCCAAUCUAACUAUGCAUCAUAGAGUUCAUACACGGGAGAAACCCUAUCAGUGCUUGAAAUGUGGGAAGAGCUUCAGUCACAGAAAGAGUCUUACUUGCCAUCAAAGAAUUCAUACAGGGGAGAAACCCUAUCAGUGCUUGGAAUGUGGGAAGAGCUUUCGUCACAGUUCCGGUCUCACUUCCCAUCAAAGAGUCCAUACAGGGGAGAAACCCUAUCAGUGCUUGGAAUGUGGAAAGCGCUUCAGUCAGAGGGUGCAGCUCACUUCCCAUUACAGAAUUCAUACAGGGGAGAAACCCUAUCAGUGCUUGGAAUGUGGGAAGAGCUUUCGUCAGAGAGGUGAUCUCACUUCCCAUCAAAGAGUCCAUACAGGCGAGAAACCAUAUCAGUGCUUGGAAUGUGGACAGAGCUUCAGCCAGGGGAUGCAUCUCACUUCCCAUCAAAGAAUUCAUACAGGGGAGAAACCCUAUCAGUGCUUGGAAUGUGGGAAGAGCUUUCGUCACAGUUCCGGUCUCAUAAUAAGUGCUAUUAUAAUAAUACAAAGUAGUAUUUCUCCAGUUUCUAGGUCCAGUUUUUAUAAAGCCUUAUUAAAACUGUUCCAACAAAUCUCCGUCAAGUCACAGUCCAAGAGUAUGGUCCUUUUAAUGUUCAUCCAAUCCUGCUUCCUCUUCUUUUACUAAUCUUCUUUCCUAAUCCACUGGGGAUGGGGAAGAAUGCAUAUUAAAUCCCUUUCCUCAUACGAAAUCAUAGCUUGUGGUGUGAACAGUUUCAGGAGUUGCACUGCAUCCCCUUUUGCUGGAUGUACCUUUUUCUCUGCCGAUAAUUCCCACACCAGCUCAUCCCAACCCAGCGUUGUCUUUCUAUGGAGCUCUUUCUCUCUCCUCCUGUUCUUCCCUCACCUGCUCAACAGAACCUUCUGCCACUCCCAGCGACUCCUUUCCAACGACUCCCAGCUUAUGACCCACACAUUCACCUCAGUCUCUCUUUCUGGGACCAAUCUUGGUCUUCAAUGCCAAGGCGCUCCAUGUCUGGAUGGGGAGCAGAGCUGCAGAAGCUUGUUUGGAGUGGAUGCAUCUGGUUCUCCAUAAAUCAGGCAGAGGCAAAUUUCAUUGGCAAAAGAAGAACUUUCUACUAAAGGUUUUUUAGCUUCGUUACAUAAAAAAGCUUCAGGGGACUUAGCAGAUGUGAAAGUUAGAAAAUGAAAGUAAGAAAGAGAAACCAGCCCACUGAGCUCACAGAUUUAUCUUUCUGGCUCGGUGUGACCUUGAGAUAACAAAACACAAAUCAUAAUAAAUCCAGCUGCCUCAGCAGAAAAGAACAAAACCUUCUGGAAGGAACCAGUGUUUUCCAGUAUUUUUGGGUUCCGCCCUCAGGAUUUUAUCUGUGACAUUUUGUCCCACUGCCAGAAAAGCAUCUUUAGCUCCCUAGUUCCUGUGGCAACACUUUGGCCCAAGUUUCAAACUUGUUAAAUUUGCACGGUGGUUAGCUUGUUGCAGGCUUGUUAAGCCUCUUUGGAUAUAGGAUUUCGGGUAAGAUCCCUUCUACUCCCUCAUAAAAAGACACGACACAAUCUUGUUAAAGUCAAUAUAAAAGUAGUUUACUCACUCAUUCAGUUCACAGAUGCAUCCCUGAAGGCAGACUUAGGUUACAAAAGUGUAUAACUAUAUGAAGUAUCCCAUAAGGGAGUUAGUUCCAAGUAACCGCAACUGAGCUGUCACUUCUCCCAACAUAUAGAAAGACAAAAUGGAGAAAAAGAUCAUAACAUGGAGGACGUGUGCUCCUCUACCCAGAAUAGGCCACACCUACUUCAAGUCACAUGUAGUAGAAGUCUGUCCCAGCUCAGGAGGAAACAGGAAGUUUUCUCCUGAGUAGUAGAAAACAUCACCAAACAUGUCCACUGUAGAAAUGUUGUACUUGACUGCUAUAAGUUUCACAUCCCACAGGAAGGGAGCCUGGGUGUCAUCUGGUCCUGCCCCCUGCAAGUCAGGAAUCUCAGGAAUCCUUUCAAGAAGAGUGACUAGUGGGGUGCCACAGGGUUCUGUCUUGGGCCUGGUCUUAUUCAACAUCUUUAUCAACGACUUGGAUGAUGGACUCAAGGGCAUCCUGAUCAAAUUUGCAGAUGACACCAAACUGGGAGGGGUGGCUAACACCCCAGAGGACAGGAUCACACUUCAAAACGACCUUGACAGAUUAGAGAACUGGGCCAAAACAAACAAGAUGAACUUUAACAGGGAGAAAUGUAAAGUAUUGCACUGGGGAAGAAAUGAGAGGCACAAAUACAAGAUGGGUGACACCUGGCUUGAGAGCAGUACUUGUUUAAAGGAUCUAGGAGUCUUGGUUGACCACAAACUUGACAUGAGCCAACAGUGUGACGCGGCAGCUAAAAAAGCCAAUGCAAUUCUGGGCCUCAUCAAUAGGAGUAUAGCAUCUAGAUCAAGGGAAGUAAUAGUGCCACUGUAUUCUGCUCUGGUCAGACCUCACCUGGAGUACUGUGUCCAGUUCUGGGCACCACAGUUCAAGAAGGACACUGACAAACUGGAACGUGUCCAGAGGAGGGCAACCAAAAUGGUCAAAGGCCUGGAAACGAUGCCUUAUGAGGAACGGCUAAGGGAGCUGGGCAUGUUUAGCCUGGAGAAGAGGAGGUUAAGGGGUGAUAUGAUAGCCAUGUUCAAAUAUAGAAAAGGAUGUCACAUAGAGGAGGGAGAAAGGUUGUUUUCUGCUGCUCCAGAGAAGCGGACACGGAGCAAUGGAUCCAAACUACAAGAAAGAAGAUUCCACCUAAACAUUAGGAAGAACUUCCUGACAGUAAGAGCUGUUUGACAGUGGAAUUUGCUGCCAAGGAGUGUGGUGGAGUCUCCUUCUCUGGAGGUCUUUAAGCAGAGGCUUGACAACCAUAUGUCAGGAGUGCUCUGAUGGUGUUUCCUGCUUGGCAGGGGGUUGGACUCGAUGGCCCUUGUGGUCUCUUCCAACUCUAUGAUUCUAUGAUUCUAUAACAUGUAUACGUUGUAGAAAAUAACAAUUUCAUAAAACUGCAUUUGGAUGAUUCCGAUUUCUUUUAAGCCUAUGGCCUCACUUAAUUGAAAAGGCCUGUGUCUGUCUGCCUGUCUGCCUGCCUACCUUUGACGGAACAGAACAAGCUGCUUUUAGGUGCUGUAUGUAGCAAAUGUCUGUUCCAGAACCCUGAAAAGAAUAAAGCGGGAGUUGUAUGCAUGAAAAGAGAAUCAGCCAGGCAUGGCAAUUGUGAUUCAUCUUGAACUGUUUUGUAGAUGGAUGAAAGAGGACGUUGGAAGACAUUUAGUGAAUAGGAAUAUUAGCCAAAGUCUUAAAAAAGAAAGACACAAAAAAAUUGUUAUAUGUCAUCACAUGAUAUGAUGAGGGCUUAUCUGAAGAGCCAAAUGAUUAUGUUUGGUUCAGGAUGAUGAACUAACCAAGUUGCAUUGGGCUGCAGCUAUUAAGAUUGCUGCGAUCCUUGAAGAUGAUGGGUUUUUCGGAGCUAGCCGACCUAACCGGAAGAGUCCGCAACCAGAAGGAGGAGUAGUAUCAGGAAGAAUGAACUAAAUUUAAUGAUUAUUUAGUUAAAUAUGUCAAGUUAGAUGAAUUGGAAACAGCUUGCAGAUACUUAAUUGGCUUAGGAUUUAAUAUAAAUUAAGUGAUGAAUUAAUAGGUGUAAUUUCAAAAUGAAAAGAUCUAAGGAUGUUAAUGUUCAAGUUAAACUUUAUACAAACUGUGAUUUGCAAAACCAUUAAAAGGAUAUGCAUUGCUCCUAGAAUGGGAGGUAAAGGAGGAGCAAGUGAAGACAGCAAUGGUAAAGUAGGCCCAGGAUUUAGGGAAAAUAUGAUGAGCCAAUGGGAACGGCUGUGAGACAGGGAUAUUAAAUUUACGGCUUGCUACAAUUAAAGAGAGAAUGUAAUGAAAAUGCAAUACAGAUGGUAUCUGACCCCGUUAGACUGGCAAAAAUGUAUAAAAACUGUAGUGAUGUUUGUUGGAGAUACAACAACGGGCGGGAACCUGUCUACACAUGUGGUGGGAGUGCAAAGAGAUAGUGGGAUUCUGGGAAAAUAUUUACAACAAGUUGAAAAAGUGAAUUUCUUUAAGGAAUACAUCAAAAGCUAUGUGGAAAAAGUCGAACUUUUGACAGAUAUUGAGUAAAUCCAGAACAUGAUUAGAGUGAAAGGAGAGUAAAGUUAAGAUAGAAGAAGAGAUUAAAGAAAUAAUGAAAUGUGUUUAAGGCAAUUGAAAAAAGAAAGCAGUGUAACAAGAACGGCUGGAAAUGAAGUCACUUUGUGGCUGUUCAUGUGGGGUAGGUGUGUUGGUAUGUAUAGUAUAGGUAAGCCUAAUACAGAGUAAUGUAGGAAUGCUUUAUGUUAGGAAAAUAAGGUAUUGUGCAUACGUACUAUGUAAAUGUAUGUGUUCUAUAUGUUAAUAACAUAUUUUAAUUAAAAAAAAGGAAUGAUGUUCAAUUUGGAAGUUUAUUUUAAAAAGCAUUUUAUCGGAUGUGGUUCUUUGCAGGAACAUUUGUAUUUCAAUAAAGGCCUAUCUUUCUACUUGGAGAUUUCCUCCUUUUCUUUUGGGUUUCUGUGUGGAUAACCUCCAGUCUGGGAACCUCUUUUUGAAUUUCUACAUGACAGGAUUUUUUUUUUAAAAAAAUUGAAAGUGAUUUAUAUUGAGAUUGAAUAUCAUUAUUGGUAGAAACAAUUUCAAACAUUCAAAAAAUGAAUCAGCAAUACAUUUUAAAACAUAAGUUUUUCUUAGUGUUUACAGUUCUGUUUACAGAUGGUUGGGGCGGGGGGAGGGCACAACAUGCCGAAGCAGAGCCCAUCUUUUUCAAGGGAUCCUUAGUAAACCUGGAAAUGUCUGCGUGUGAUCCCAUCUCAACAGCUGACAUAAACACCAUGGAGAAGGAGGCUGGAGCCUGAAAGGCAAAGGCAUUGCCCUUGAAGGGAGACCUGGGACCCCCUCUCCUUCUAAAGGGACCUCUGAGGAGGAAGCCAGGGCCGCCAGGGUGGAUCAAUCCCUGGACCUUGGAGGCGAUUCCUCGGCUCAUCUGGAAAGUGCCAUAUCAUGUUCCUUUCCCCAUUUGUCAGGAGCCUAAAUUUCAUUUGGGGUUCCUCAUUCCUCACCCCAAGAUUCCUCCAAGGCUUUGGGGAAGGAAACUGAGGUAGGCUGAGCCAUGGCUUUGGUUGCUCCCAAUGGCCCUGCAGGGAUUCAGGCUGGGGGCCUGUCUCUUCCUCUGGCCAUGGCAGUUCCCAGGAAGCCUUUUCAGAAAGGCAGUAGACCCUCAGCACAAGUUCGGUUCUUCUCUGCAAUGGCUUCCUCUUCUGAGCUGGACUGGGAGGACCCCAGUUCAGGCGGUUCCCCAGAGUCCCCCCACUGGGCUCCAGUGGCCCCCUGAGACCCACAGGGAUCCAGAGGGGAGCGACUUCUGUUGAACUACUGCCUGAGGAAGAGGAACAGAUGUCUUAGCCUGUUUGGGUGGCAAGCAAGGGCCAUCCAGAUCCUGGGAUCCUGAGGGGCCAAGAAGGGGAGUAUCCAGUCUUGUCUGGGGAAGCAAAGGAAACUGGUCCAGAGGUCAAACUCCCCUGAGGGAACCCUCCACUUCAGAGGGGAUAAAAGCCCUAAUUAUUGUUAUUCUCCUUUGGCCUCAGAGACAGAGAGGGCCUUGCCCUCCUCGCCCUCUUCGCCUGUCCUGGCGCAGAACCUGGCAGAUCCCCCAAGGCCUCUUGCCUGGCAUGUCCCAAUGGAGAGGUCUCCUCUGUUGGGCCAAUGUCAUAAGAAAAAAACUGCUCCUUUUCCCUUAUGGGGUAUCUAAGAGCCCAUAGAGUCCUUUUGUAGGUUCUCUUUCGGUAGGAGAAAAUAACAGACCAACCAGAGAAUUUUUUUAAAAAUGUAUUUUUAUUAAAGAUUUUCUUGAUUUACAAAAGUAUGUACAAUGUCUCGUAUUCCCCCCCCCCCAUGUAACAUUUUUACAAAUCGGUUUCAUUUAUUGAGACAUUAGGAAUAAAAGGGAGAAAGAGGUGGGGUGGAGAUGAGGGAUUGGGUUGCAAUGUUUCUAUUUUACUUAAUAUAUGUAGGGUUUGGUGUCAGCGUUGCUUGUGCAGGUUCUUUGCUGUUCACUUGUGUUUCUUUGGUGGUGAGAGAUGUUGGGGUUGGCCUAGGGUGUGGUUGUUCAUUUGUGGUUGGCUGUGGUAGACUUUGUUUUCGUGUGUGAGUGGGUUUUGGAUCAGGUUAGCCAUAUUGAUUUGUAUACUGUUGGUGGAUUUUUGUCAUUGUCUUGUUGGGCUGUGUGUGUGAUAAAGGGGAGCCAUACUGGGGUGAUGGCGUCUUCUUCUAUUUGUCCCCGUGUCAGUUUCAGUUUAUUGGUUAAUUUUUCUAGUAAGGCUGUUUCCCAUACUAUUUGGUACCAUUGGUCCAUGCUUACUCCUGACAGGUCUCUCCAGUGUCUGGUUAUGAUGUUUCUGGCUGCUGAAAGUAGGUGGGUUAUGAGUUCUUUGUGGUGUAAGUGGUCAUUAUUGUCUUGGAGUUUUUUGGAUCCUGUUUGUAGUGUGAUGUCUUAUUCUAUUUUGCUAAUUUUUGAGGAGGUUUGUUUUUUAAGGAAUGCUUUGUCUUUUAUGCAAGCUCCUCUGGUGACUGCUUUCAUUGCAUCCCAUAAGAGGGGGUUGUUAUAGCGUCUACAUCAUUUUCCUUGAAGUAAAAACUAGUUUUUGUGAGACUCUCUCUAAUUUGUUUCUUUGUAGUUAGGAUGGGACUGAAGGACUAUGAUGGGGUGGUUUGUGUUCCCUCUCCUAUUUUAACAGUGACGUCUACUGGGGUGUGAUCUGUGAUUUUAAUGUUACCUAUGUUUGUUGAUUCCAUUGAGGGGAUCAGACCCUGCGUGAGCAGAAUGCUGUCCAGACUGGACACUGUACCAUGGCGUCCGGAUUGGAAUGCAUGGCUGGUGUCUUCCGGGUUUUGCUCACUCCAAAUGUCAUAGAGACCCAAUUUUUUAAACAUUUUUAGUAAUUUGUAAGAGUCCCUAGUUGUUGGGGGUUUCCUUCGGAAGAAGGUUGCCCAUGGGGUUGUAAGGUGAAUGUUUUUCAGGGAUAUGCCUUUCAUAUUUAGGUUGAGGUCACCUCCUAGGAUUGCUUCCCCAGAGAAGGAGAGGAACUUGUUUAGUGUCUUCUGGAAGAAUCCUAGUUGUUUUGAGUUUGGGGCAUAUAUGGAGCCGAUUGUCAGUUUAAUUUUGCCAUCUAGUGUCCCUUUAGCAAAAAUGAAUCUGCCUCUUUUGUCCUUUAGGACUGUGUGGCGUUGAAGUUCCGGUCUCUACUGAGUAUUAUAGCUACUCUGCAGGCCUUCCCUGAGUCAGGUGCAACCCAUUGUUGACUGAAGCGAGGGUCCUUCAGGAGUUUGCUCCUUUUGGGUGGGUUGUGUAUUUCUUGUAGGAAGGUGAUGUGUGGUUUCAUGGUAUUUAUGUAUGAAGUGAUGCAUUUUCUUUUGAUGGGGUUUCCCAACCCCAUCACAUUUAAUGUAAUUGCUUUUACGUUAGCCAUCUUGCUUAUCUAUUAUGUGGGGCGAUUCCCUGCCAGCCCAUCCGGGUUGUCCUGUGUCUCUCACUUCAUGUUGUUUAACGAACCAAUGGGGUUGCACUGACCUAGAGUGUAGUGGGUGGGGGACUAGUGGGAUUAGAGUUACAUUUGGAUUAAAGAGUAGGGGGUAGGUUGUAGAGAAUUUCCUAUAUGUAGUCAUAUAGGUGUUUGUUUGGGGUAUUUUGGGCCAUCUGGCAUUUAGCCAGUUGGUCCUAGGUCUCAGCUAGUGUGGAAGGCCAUGUUCAGGGACAGGCCAUCCCCCCGUCAUUUGCAAUAGGGGGUGGUCAGCAAGAUGGUGUGAAGCAUCUUUGUGAUGCCAAUGUUGGGUAUAGGGUUCAUAAGCAAUGUUGCCAAUGUUAUUAGCAACGUUGUUGGUAUGUUGGGGUGGGGAUGUGGGUGUUGGUACGCUCUGGCGCCACCAUUGUGCUGGUUGGGUAUCAGAUUUUAGCCUGUUUGUGGGUUGUGUUGUUAAGGUUGGAGUUGUUUUUCCUUAGUAUGGGGUAGGGGGAUGCUGAAGGUGUAGGUUAUGGGUUGUUGGGUGAUGGGCAAUGUGGUUUGAGGUCAUCUGGACUGGUGCUGGGGUGGGGAUUUCUGUGGAGGUGGGCUGCUGGGGGAUGUUGAUGGUGUUAACUAUGGUCGGGGAAGAGGAGAGAGGAGGGGAAAGGAGGGGGGAGAAUCACCAGUCCUUCAGUUUGUGUUUUUCCCCGGUUGCUUCAUUCAGCUGGGGUUGUUGUAAGGUUGUCCAUCUGUGAUGAAUUGGUUUGGUUAAUCUUAGUCUGGUUUCUUGUGUCCUAAGGCUGGCGGGAUGAUUCUGUGUGUGGUGCUUGACUGUAUUGGUUUGCAUUGUCAUGCCGCUUCUGUUUCUUUUUCUUCUUUACUGUUGUCCAAUUGUUUGCUGUUGUUUCGUCAUGGUUGUGGCUGUCACUUGGUGGGUUUGUUGGUUGCCAUUCCGGUGGAAGGUUGAGUUGCAGUAGUUACAGAGCUUCAGGUAUGUUGGUGGCUGUUUGUUGUGCUGUGUUGGUUGUUACAAUGAGGUGGAAGGGGAAGCCCCAUUGGUACUUGAUCCCUGCUUGUUGGAGACGCUGGGUGCACAGGCGUAGGCUUUUCUCCAAUUUAGGAUAUCCUGAGAUAAAUCCUGUAAGGCCAAUAUGGGGGUUUCUUCAUAUUGAAGGUUGGUUGAGUUUCUGAGGUUGUUCCAUACCUCUUCCUUCUUUUGUAGCAUGAGAAGCACACAAUGAUGUCUCUUGGAGGGGUGCUGGGUUUUGGCAUAGGUUUUAGGGCUCUGUGAGCCCUCUCCAGGUCGUCUACCUCAAGUGUCAGGUUUGGGAUUGUAUUUUUCAGCCAGCAUACAAUUAGGUCUGCUGGGCUUUUCUCCUCUGCUUUUUCAGGAAAGUUGCGGAAGCGAAUGUUGCAACGUCUAUUGCGAUCUUUUGAGGUCCACUUGUUUGAUUCUCAUUUCUGUGCUUUCUGUUUCCAGGUGAUUUACCAGUUCAUGCAAUUUCUUAUUCACAAGUGCUUUCUCCUCCCGGUAUUGCUCUAUUAUUCUUUCUUGCAUUUGGUUCUUGUUCUCCAGAGCUUUCAUUUUGGAGGUUAGACCGUUGAUUAAUACCUGUAGGGAGCCACUGUGGCCUUCAGUGUUCUUCUUUGGCGAGGAAGAUGGUCUUCAAUGAACAUGGUCUUACCAAUGAGUCCGUAAGUGACUGUGGAGGCCAGUUCUGGAUCCACACAUCCUUCCACAGUGGGGACAGAGGUUUCCAAACAGGAAUUGAUCACGGUGAGGGUUUGCCAAAAGUGCCUUCUUCCUCUUAGCAUGUUUCUCCCUUUCGGCCUGAGUUCAAGCAUCUUCAGAGUUGUCCCAUAUGGAGAUGGAACUUGUGAUCUUGGCAUUUUCAGCACAACCCUCUAACCAGUGAGAUAGAGUCAGAGAAAGAUGUUGCAUCAGUCUAGAAAUAUGGGCGAAUGUUGUCAUGGAAUUCCUUUCCAAUUUAUAUAUAAGUGAUCUCUCGAAUUUGGGGGCGGGGGUGGGCAAUGUCAGAGUGAGUUACAAUCUGAGAUGCAAUACAUCAGCACCCAAAGAUAGUAAAUGCAUUCCCAGUCUGGGAUGCUUCAAGAGCUAAGGACCCGUGUUCAGGAUAGGCAAUAACCGUGGCUGGAGAGCCAGUGUGGUGUAGUGGUUAAGAGCGGUAGUCUCAUAAUCUGGGGAACCAGGUUCGAGUCUCCACUCCUCCACAUGCAGCUGCUGGGUGACCUUGGGCCAGUCACACUUCUUUGAAGUCUCUCAGCCCCACUCACCUCACAGAGUGUUUGUUGUGGGGGGGAAGGGAAAGGAGAAUGUUAGCCGCUUUGAGACUCCUUAAAGGGAGUGAAAGGCGGGAUAUCAAAUCCAAACUCUUCUUCUUCUUCUUCCUACACACAGGGCUGUGCAUAUGCAGGCCAAGGAUGGCCCGUAUUACAGGCAAAGUGUGUGAGCUUGCCAAAUUUAUGUUAGUGGAGGCAUGCAUGCAUGUAUGUGUUUGUUUGUUUGUUUGUUUGUUUGUUUGACUGGCCCUCUUGGCUAGGCCCAUGGUGGAGAAUAUGUAGAUGCGGACCAAGGAUUGGCAACACUAUAGGCUUGGUGUGUCAACGCUGUGUGUGAGACAGUGAGCGGGUGGGGUUAUAGCUUGUAGCAAAACUAUUAAUUUUGGCAAUUCCUCACUUUUCAUGCGCUGAUAUUGUCAUACAGACUUGGUACAAUUUCCAAAAUAACUAUGCAAAAUCCACAAAAAUAUGUACAGGUGGCAACAGAUACUUCUCUGUCUUGGCUUCAAAAGAUGAAUAUAGUAGUUUUGAAUAUUUUUACAGUCACAUUUGACUUCUAUAACACUUUUGCUUUAAUUAUUCCACUUAGGAGAGUUUAUUCCACUUAGGAGACUGGGUUCCACACAGUCACAAAAACAAGUCACAAAAAUGAAGUAACAUGCCAGAGUCACGAAAACAAAGUCACAAGUCACAAGCCACAGUCACAAGUCAGUCCCAUAGAACUAAGAACAAGUCACAGUCAAAAAAAUGAAAAAGCCACACAUAAAAAGACAAAAAUAAUAAUAAUGCAAAAACAAAAGCUCCAAAUAUCACCUCUGUGUUGUGUGGAUUCUCGGGACUCAACAGCCGACAGACUCAACAGGAAGCCUCUGAUUAGCAGCGGGGGACUCAAUUUACAAAUGGAACACACUCAACAGGAAGCAGAACAUGUUCUGCUUCCAAGGCAAAAUUCACAAACCAAAACACCUCCUGGGUUUGCAGCAUUCUUAUUCCACGUUGGGGAGAAACUUUUUCAAUGCCAUGAGUGUGGUAAGAGCUUUGGUCACCAUUCCUAUCUCAUCACCCAUCAGAGAACUCAUACAGGUCAGAAACCAUAUCAGUGCUUUGAAUGUGGGAAAAACUUCAGUCAAAGCACCCAUCUCACGACCCAUCAAAGAAUUCAUACAGGGGAGAAACCCUAUCAGUGCUUGGAAUGCAGAAAGAGCUUCAGUCAUAGUUCUGCUCUAACUAUGCAUCAUAGAAUUCAUACACGGGAGAAACCCUAUAAGUGCUUGAAAUGUGGGAAGAGCUUCAGUCACAGAAAGAGUCUUACUUGCCAUCAAAGAAGUCAUACAGGGGAGAAACCGUAUAGGUGCUUGGAAUGUGGAAAGUGCUUUAGUCAAAAUGCACAUCUCACUUCCCAUCAAAGAAUUCAUACAGGGAGAAACCCUAUCAGUGCCUGGAAUGUGGAAAGAGCUUUCGUCAGAGAAGUGCUCUCACUUUACAUCAAAGAGUCCAUACAGGGAGAAACCCUAUCAGUGCUUUGAAUGUGGAAAGAGCUUUCGUCAGAGAGGUGAUCUCACUUCCCAUCAAAGAGUCCAUACAGGGAGAAACCAUAUCAGUGCUUGGAAUGUGGAAAAGCUUCAGUAAGAGGAUACAGCUUACUUCCCAUUACAGAAUUCAUACAGGGGAGAAACCAUAUCCAUGCCUGGAAUGUGGGAAGAGCUUCAGUUACAGGCAGAUUCUUACUUUGCAUCAAAAAGUUCAUAUAGGGGAGAAACCCUAUCAAUGCUUUGAAUGUGGAAAGUGCUUCAGCCAGGGGAUCCAUCUCACUUCCCAUCAAAGAAUUCAUACAGGGGAGAAACCAUAUGAAUGCUUAAAAUGUGGGAAGAGCUUCAGUCUCAGGCACAGUCUCACUUCGCACCAAAGAAUUCAUACAGGAAGGAAACCCUAUCAGUGCUUGGAAUGUGGAAAGAGCUUCCGUCAAAGUUCCCAUCUCACUUCCCAUAACAGAAUUCAUAAAGGGGAGAAACCCUAUCAGUGCUUGGUAUGUGGAAAGAGCUUCCGGAGGGGACCAAGCUCACUUCCCAUCAAAGAAUUCAUACAGAGGGAAAACCAAAAAGGAAAAAUAAUAACGCAAACAUUAUUGAACAACCCUUACAAAACACAUUUGUAUAGAAAAGAGAAAGGGCGGAGGAGAAUAACUAAAAAUACCCUUUAUCACAUUUGUAUCAUAUAUAUCAUAUCAUUUGUCAACACAUAGAAAGGCAGGCUCCCCAGCUCUCCCUGGGUGCCCCCUUCUCCUUGUCUCCCACCCUGAGUGAUCGUUCCUCUGUAGCAAUAAUUAUUCAGAAUACGCUCUCCAGGAUAAACCCAGCUGUAUUUAGUAUCCAGUAACCUUCAGCAAGAUGGCACUUUCCCUACAUUGUGCCCCCACAGCCCAGCCUUCAAAUCUUAACCACUCAGACAGUAAUCAUCUAAUACAGUGGUACCUCAGGUUACAUACGCUUCAGGUUACAUACGCUUCAGGUUACAGACUCCCCUAACCCAGAAAUAGUACCUCGGGUUAAGAACUUUGCUUCAGGAUGAGAACAGAAAUGGUGCUCCGGCAGCGGCAGCAGGAAGCCCCUAUUAGCUAAAGUGGUGCUUCGGGUUAAGAACAGUUUCAGGUUAAGAGCGGACCUCCGGAGCAGAUUAAGUACUUAACCCGAGGUACCACUGUAAUCCAAAUUAGUAUUUCUCCAGUUUCUAGGUCCAGUUUCUAUAAAGCCAUAUUAAAACUGUUCCAACAAAUCUCAGUCAAGUCACAGUCCAAAAUUAUUGUGUCUUUUAAUGUUUAUCCAAUCCUGCUUCCUCUUCUUUUACUAAUCUUUCCUAAUCCACUGGGGGUGGGGAAGAAGGCAUAUUAAAUCCCUUUCCUCAUACGAAAUCAUAGCUUGUGGUGUGAACAGUUUCAGGAGUUGCACUGCAUCCCCUUUUGCUGGAUGUACAUUUUUCUCUGCUGACAAUUCCCACACCAGCUCAUCCCAACGCAGCCUUGUCUUUCCAUGGAGCUCUUGCUCUCUCCUCUUGUUCUUCCCUCACCUGCUCAACAGAACCUUCUGCCACUCCCAGCAACUCCUUUCCAAUGACUCCCAGCUUAUGACCCACACAUUCACCUCAGUCUCUCUUUCUGGGACCCGUCUUGGUCUUCCAUGCCAAGGAGCUCCAUGUCUGGAUGGGCUCAGUGUGACCUUGAGAUAACAAAAUGCAAAUCAUAAUAAAUCCAGCUGCCUCAGCAGAAAAGAACAAAACCUUCUGGAAGGAACCAGUGUUUUCCAGUAUUUUCCGGUUUCUCCUCUCAGGAUUUUAGCCAUGACAUUUUGUCCCACUGCCAGAAAAGCAUCUUUAGCUCCCUAGUUUCUGUGGCAACACUUUGGCUCAAGUUUCCAUCACAGAAUCGUAGAAUGGGAGAGUCGGAAGUGUGGGGAUGUUUAGGGAGGCAGGAGAAGGAUAUAUUGUUUACUAAUAUCCUUCCUAACUUGCAUUAGCCGGUACUAGAACUUCGCAGAGUUCCAAACAUUCCCCUUUUUAAAUUUGCACGGUGGUUAGCUUGUUGCAGGCUUGCUUAAGCCUCUUUAAAUAUAGGAUUCCUGCUAAGAUCCCUUCUACUCCCUCAUAAAGAUAUGACACAAUCUUAUUAUAGUAAAUCUAAAAGUAGUUUACUCACUCAUUCAGUUCACAGAUGCAUCCCUGAAGGCAGACUUGGGUUACAAAAGUGUAUAACUUUAUGAACUGUCCCAUAAGGGAGUUAGUCCCAAGUGACUGCAACUGAGCUGUCACUUCUCCUAACAUAUAGAAGGGAGCCUGGGUGUCAUCUGGUCCUGCCCCCUGCAAGUCAGGAAUCUCAUCCAAGACAGAUGGCCAUCCAACCUCUGCUUUAAAAACUCCAUGGAAGGAGAGUCCAGCACCUACCAAGGGAGUCUGUUCCACUCUGGAAGAACUCUUCCUGUCCUAAAGUAUUUCCUGAGGUUUAGCUGGAAUCUCCUUUCUUGUAACUUGAAGCCAUUGCUCCAUCCUGAACACCUUGCUCCAUCCUGCAGGUGACAGCCCUUUCAUAACAUGUAUACGUUGUAGAAAAUAACAAUUCCAUAAAACGGCAUUUGGAUGAUUCUUAUUUCUUUUAAGCCUAUGGCCUAACUUAAUUGAAAAGGCCUGUGCCUGCCUACCUUUGAUGGAACAGAACAAGCUGCUUUUAGGUACUGUAUGUAGCAAAUGUCUGUUCCAGUACCCUGAAAAGAAUAAAGUGGGAGUUGUAUGCAUGAAAAGAGAAUCAGCCAGGCAUGGCAAUUUUGAUUCAUCUUGAACUGUUUUGCAGAUGGGUGAAAGAGGACGUUGGAAGACAUUUAGUGAUUAGGAAUAUUAGCCAAAGUCUUAAAAAGAAAGACACAAAAAAUAGUUAUAUAUGAUAUUAUGACCAGGGCAUAUCUGAAGAGCCAAAUGAUUUUGGUUAGUUCAGGAUGAUGACAUUUGGUUGCAACUAUUAAGAUUGCUGUGAUCCUUUGAUUGGUGAAUAGGAAUGAUGUGCAAUUUGCCAUUCCAUCCACAAAAACCCUAGAAUAAAAUAUAAAUUACUUAUUGAUCGGAGAAAGAGAGGCGGAUUUGACCUAUGUGACCUGGAAUUAUAUCAUGGUGCAGCAGCUCUGACCUGCUUAAAGGAAUGGAUUAAGUUAAAGGAAACUGAUGUGUUAGAUCUGGAGGACGUAGGCACUCGAUUUGGAUGGUAUGCAUACCUAAUAGAUGGAAAGGAGAGAGUCCACAAGGGUUUUCUGGACCAUAUUAUAAGGAAAUCAUUGUAUAAAAUAUGGAUGUAUAUAAAGGGAUCCUAGAACCCAAAACUGUUGGAUUUAAGCAGGUUUCUUGCACAGCCUGCUAUAAUUUCUGGCCAUCCUUCACACUUCCCUGUGCCACUGGAUGUGAGCCAGUGUGGUGUAGUGGUUAAGAGCGGUAGUCUCGUAAUCUGGGGAACCAGGUUCGCGUCUUUGCUCCUCCACAUGCAGCUGCUGGGUGACCUUGGGCCAGUCAUGCUUCUUUGAAGUCUCUCAGCCCCACUCACCUCACAGAGUGUUUGUUGUGGGGGAGGAAGGGAAAGGAGAAUGUUAGCCGCUUUGAGACUCCUUAAAGGGAGUGAAAGGUGGGAUAUCAAAUCCAAACUCCUCCUCCUCCUCUUCUUCUUCUUCUUCUUCUUCUUCUUCUUCUUCUUCUUCUUCCCAGUUUCAAGCAGAGUAUCGCAGCAGUGGUGUGCCUUGUGUAGGUGCAAUAAAUAACAGGUCCAUACACUGA
Molecule: messenger RNA, 34179 nt
Organism: Podarcis lilfordi (Lilford's wall lizard)
Lineage: Eukaryota; Metazoa; Chordata; Lepidosauria; Squamata; Lacertidae
Source: the annotation of a GenBank genome assembly